This is a messenger RNA of Drosophila rhopaloa, 1050 nucleotides long. Its product is annotated as formin-like protein 5. The transcript is spliced from 2 exons. The record is from RefSeq and is a predicted model, not a curated record. The coding region runs from base 1 to 1050 and encodes 349 amino acids. NCBI's taxonomy places the organism in Eukaryota, Metazoa, Arthropoda, Insecta, Diptera, Drosophilidae.
AUGUUAAGCCAUUCCCGCCUGCUGCUGCCCAUGGCCGUGCUGUUGGCCGUGCUCCUCGGACCCCUGUCCGCAGGUCCUGUUCCGCAGGACGCGGUUGUCGGACAGGAUACUACGGUGCGCGAGAAGCGCGGCACUGUCACCCUGGACUUCGGGCUGCUUCUGCGCAAUCUGCUGCUCAAGAGCGCCCAAUUGUCCUCGGCCAAGGCCAAUAUCGUGAAGACCACUCGUCGUCCUCCGACGACGACCACAACCACGGCGGCCCCGCCCCCUCCACCGCCACCGCCUCCUCCACUUCGCAUCCGGAAACCCUUUUGGCAUCCGUUCUUCAGCUCCGGCCUCCUGCCCUUCGACUACGAUGCGGACUACGCCGAUCCUCCGGCUCCUCGACCCACUGCGCCUCCUCCUCCGCCCGCUCCGCCCGUUCAAACGCCCAGACGCGUCCGACCCCCGAUGCGCCCCCUGAGCGCCUACUAUGCCCAGCGGCCAGUGGCUCGUCCAGUGCCCCCCCCUCCGCCGAACUAUGACUACGACUACGACUAUGAUGCCCCUGCUCCGCCCCCUGCCCCCACUGAGGCACCUGCGCCACCACCACCGCCGCCACCGCCUCCCGCCGCUCCGCCACGCCCAAGGCCACGUCCACGCCCUCGUCCGCAGCAGCCACAGCAGCCCGAUCCUCAGCAGCGGCGUCCUGCGCAGCUGGGAGAUCGCCUUAUCUAUCAGUACGCACAACCUACUGAUACCUUCUCUAGGUCGCGAGCUGAGGCGGAGGCGGACGGCGGAGACACCACAGACGGUUCCGACGGAGAUGUAGAUACGGAUGCGGGUGCUUUAGCUGCUGAUGGAGCCGAAUCCGAUCCUCCUCCACCACCUCCUCCGCAAUUUUUGGUGAACUACGAGAGUGACGGCGAUUUGGACCAGCAGGACCCUCCUCCGGCACCGACAGGGACUCCGGCACCACCGGGCGACUAUUUCUCAACCCUCGACCUGGGCAGCCUAAAUCGCUUCCCGACUCUAAAUCACCAGAAUCAGCAGCAGUUCUUCUUUAAGUAA